UCCACUUCUGGUAGCAGCAUAAAAUAGCCAAACGAAGAAAAGGCAUCUCUCCUAUUUUCUUUCUACUGUUAUUAAUACCAACAAUUGUUGCACAAUCUUUUCUUCAUUCUCUCUCACUCUCUUUGAUUUAUUUCAUUAGGCACUUUUUCCAAUUUCCCAAACAGCAAACAAAAGCUUUUCUCCAAUAAAGAAGCAAAGCACCCAAAAAUCAAAAUCAAGUAGAAAUGGGGAACGACCUCCAAGCAGCAAAAGAAAAAAUUGAUUCUCAAGACCGUGACUUGUCGAGGGUCCGAGCAGAAAAUCGAAAACUUGAAUCUCAAGUGUCGAAUUUAAACUAUGAAUUGUCGACGGUCCGAGCAGAAAAAGGAAACCUUGAAUCUCAAAUAUCGAAUUUAAACGAUGAAUUGUCGAGUGUCCGCGCAGAAGAAAGAAACCUUGAAUCUCAAAAUCUGAAGUUAAAAGAUGAAUUGUCUUUCACAAAAGAGAAGUUGGAGGAAACUGCAAAGAAAUUUGAAGGGCUUGAACUUGAUCACAAGAAAUUGAAAAAGCAGAGUGCCGAAGCAGAAAAGAGAUGUAACACUGAGCUUAAAGCAUUGCAAGAGGCAUUGCAAGCUCACGAAUUGAACAGCAAAGAGCAUGUUAAGGUUAAGGUGGCAUUUGACAGACUUAGCCUCGAGUUUGAAAGCUCAAAGAAAAAGAUGGGAGAGCUUGAGAAAGAGCUGCUGACUUCUGCGAGUGAGGCCCGCAAGUUUGAGGAGUUGCACAAACAAAGUAGCUCACUUGCAGAAUCAGAGACAAAGAGGGCCUUGGAUUUUGAGAAGAAACUUGCAUCAAAAGAAACUCGUAUAGAUGAAUUAAGCCAAGAGCUGGGCAGGAGAAAAGCUUCUGAAUCUCAGUUCAAGGAUGAUAUUUCGGCUCUUGAGCUUCUAUUAUCAUCCAGUAAAGAAGAUCUUCGGGCUAAGUUAUCUGAGUUGGAAGACACAAAGUUGAAGCUUCAGAAGGAAGUAGGUUUAAAGGAAGAUAUUGAAGCUAAACUGAAAUCAUUGGAAGAGCUUUACCGUGAAUCUGCAUAUGCCGUAACUACAGCUAACCAGAAAAAUGUUGAGCUUGAGGACAUGCUAAAAAUCGCCAAUACUGCUAUAGAAGAAGCAAAAUCGCAGUUUAAAGAAAUGGAAAAUCGCUGUGCUGCAGCUGAAGAAAGGAAUGUGGAGUUAGAACAGCAAAUAAUUCUGGCGGAACUGAAAAGCAAUGAUACGAAGAGGGAACUAGAGGAGUUCUCGGGGAAAGUUUCUGAACUAAAUGCCACCCUUCAGAAGACCCUGGAAGCAAGAAAAAGAUGGGAGAGCUUGAGAAGAUUGCAGGAGUACGAGGAGAAGAUAGCUCAUUUUGAUUCUGAGUUGGUCAAAUCAACUGGUCGUAAUUCAGAACUUGAAGCGGAGCUUAAAAGUGUUGCUGACAAGUGUGCUGAGCAUGAAGGUCGGGCCAACACCACCCAUCAACGCAACCGUGAAUUAGAGGACUUGAUGCUGGUAUCACAGUCAAAAGUAGAGGAAACGAGCAAAAAGGUGAGUAAUUUGGAGCUAUUGCUCGAAACAGAGAAAUGUAGAAUUCAGGAGCUUGAAGAACAAAUAAGCACAUUAGAGAAGAAAUGUGUGGCGGCAGAAGCAGAAUCAAAGAAGCACUCUGACAGGGUAUCUGAGCUUGAAGCAGAAGUAGAGACAUUCCAAACAAAAUCAUCAAGCCUUGAGGUUGCGUUGGCGGAGACCAAGGAGAAGGAGAAGGAAUUGAGUCAAUGCCUGAACAGUGUGACAGAGGAGAAGAGUAACUUAGAGGAUGUGUACAGGAAUUCAAUUGAAAAACUAGAUGAAACAGAAAACUUGCUUGAGGUCCUGCGUAAUGAAUUGAGUGCCACACAACAGAAACUGGAAAGUAUUGAGAACAAUCUUAAUGCUGCUGGAUUGAGAGAGAGUGAGGUGAUGGUGAAGCUCAAAUCAGCAGAAGAGCAGCUAGAGCAACAAGGAAAUGUUUUGAAGCAAGCAACAGCUCGAAGCAUAGAGCUUGAGUCAUUGUAUGACACUCUGAAAAGGGAUUCCGAGCUCAAACUCGAAGAAGCAACUGGCAAAUUUGUUAGCGGAGAUUCAGAGGCACAAACAUUGAAUGAGAAACUGAAGGCUCUUGAAGAUCAGCUAAAGAGUUACGAGGGGCAGAUUGGUAAACCUGCGGAAAGGUUUUCAGCUGUUAAGGAAGAACUGGAUCAGGUGUUGGUGAAGCUGGCUUCAUCUGAAACUGUCAAUAAGGACCCGAAAGAGAAAAUAUUGGAGGCAGAAGAUAAAGCUGCAAGCGUUUUAUCUGAAAACCAACAAUUGAUGGACACAAAUAUGCUUCUAAAGAACAAGGUAAGUGAUCUUGAAGAACUGUUAAACUCAGCCUAUGCAGAAAAGGAGGCCAGUGUUCAACAACUAGUUUCUCAUAUGAACACUAUCACAGAACUGUCAGAUCAGCAUUCCAGAGCCUCUGAACUUCAAUCAGCAACUGAAGCCCGCAUAUCAGAAACGGAGGCAAAGCUGCAGGAAGCCAUUCAAAAGUUCACCAACAAAGAGUCUGAAGGUAAAGAGUUAAUGGCUAAGCUACACUCUCUUGAAACUCUGGUGAAAACAUAUGAAGAGCAGGCUCAUGAAACUGCUACUCUGGCUGAAAGUCAAAAAAUGGAACUAGAGCAAAGCCGUAAGAAUUUGACUGGGCUUGAAGGCAUUGUUGAAGAGCUGAAAGGGAAGUGUACCGAACUUAAAAAAGAGAAAGAAGAACUAACUCAAGAGAACUCGCAGCUAAAGGGAGAAGUGGCCUCAGUUGGGUCUAAACUCAAUGAUUUAGAAGCCAAAGUGUCAGCUGUGUCUGCCGAGAAGAAUGAAGCAGUUGAAGAGCUUAAAUCCUCAAACCAGGUUAUAGACAACUUAAAAGAACAGCUUAGUUCUGAAGGACAGAAGUUACAACUUCAGUUAUCAUCCAUUAAGGAGGAAAAUAACUUGCUCAAUGAAACGCAUCAAGCCUCUAAAAAGGAACUGCAAAGUGUCAUAGCACAUCUUGAAGAACAGUUGAAAGAAAUCAAGUCAAGUGAAGAUUCUCUGAAGAGUCAAUUAGAAGUUUUCCAGGCUGAGAUUCAUCAGAAGUCUGAAUUGCAAAGCCGCAUCAAGGAGCUUGAAGAUCACUUAGCUAGUGCUGAGGCUCAAGUGAAAAAAGAGAAAGAGGCUAUGUCCAAUAAGGGGAUGGAGCAGCAGGUAACUUUGAAGAGUUUAUCAGAGGAGCUGCAAGCCAAAAGCAAUGAAGUACUAGUUCUACAAAACCAAGUCAAGGAACUUGAGGAGAAAUUGCAGCAGGCUGAUGCUAUCAAGCAGAAGGAUAUUGGUGGCAGUAGUAGUGAUCGAAAGGAUGACGUAGAGGUGAAAUCUAGGGACAUAGACAUUGGACAAAUGCUCUCUACUCCAACGAAGACAAAGAGCAAGAAGAAGUCAGAAGUCUCUUCAACUCAACCAUCCUCCAGUGAAUCACAAGUUCAACACGUCGAAGGUCCUGCUGCCAUUCCCCUGAAAUUUAUUUUGGGGGUUGCUCUAGUUUGUGUGAUCUUGGGAAUAAUUCUUGGUGUGAGGGAAUAUUUUGCACAUAUGUAGAGGAUCUACAGGAUAUUAGCGGAUCUACAGGGCAUUAGUGGAUCUACAAGAUAUUAGCAUUUACUAUAAUAUAUCUUAAUUGAUUGUAUGUAUCCUAGGAUUUAUUACAUUUCCAUUCUUGUAUUGUAUUGUUAUCGUGGUUGUACUAUAAAUAUAUGAACCAACAGGUGUUGGAUUAUCCCACCAGAACAUAUUCAAUUUGGUA
Molecule: messenger RNA, 3870 nt
Organism: Lycium barbarum (goji berry)
Lineage: Eukaryota; Viridiplantae; Streptophyta; Magnoliopsida; Solanales; Solanaceae
Exons: 5
Coding region: 225-3665 (1146 amino acids)
Source: RefSeq, a predicted model, not a curated record